Molecule: messenger RNA, 1373 nt
Organism: Rhizophagus irregularis DAOM 181602=DAOM 197198
Lineage: Eukaryota; Fungi; Glomeromycota; Glomeromycetes; Glomerales; Glomeraceae
Source: RefSeq, a predicted model, not a curated record
AGUCUUCUAUUAUGGCUCAAACAGCAGGUCAAUUACUAGGUCAAGCCGUUCCAGUUUGCCAAUGGAUCCCGCAAAAUACACUUAAUACAACUUCAACAAUACCUGCUUACCCACGAUUUCCAGACAACGUGAGGGAAUGGAUCGGAUUCUUAAUACCACAAGGAGCAGGAUUUGUUGCAACACCUGCCGUAUUUUUAGGUGCUUCUGACUAUGUUUUAUGCACUAAUAAUUACACAGUGGCCAAGAUGCCGGUGGAAAUGAAAACGCGCUACAAUCUUGAUUUACGCGGUUAUGAUUUCUGGCAAAUUUAUCGAUAUAACGACCGGCGUGGAAUAAUGAAUCCAAGAUUUGGAGACCGAAGAUUCGAUCCAAAUUUUAGAUUCAAGAAACGUAUCCUAUCGCAGAUAUUUGGUGAAAUGGCCUGUAAUGGCCUCCAUUAUGGUAUUUUAUCAAAUUAUAUUGAUACGUAUUUUCUCAAGCGAGAAGAAACAAAUCCAACCACCCUUUAUAUUUCCCGUGUUGUUCAACCCACUGAUACUAAUCCGACUUUACGCGAAUGCGUUUACUAUAUCAGCCAACUUGCCAUUAAUGAUAAUGUUGGUAAUAGAUUGGGACGUGUAGUGCUUGACAGUUAUUCAUCUAAUGAUGAUGAUGAUGAUGACGACUCUAGUAGUAAACCAAUUGCGAGUUCAUCCAAGGGAAUUACUACUGUAGAUAAGUACAUAGGUGGCGGAUCAUUUGGAAAAGUUUUUUCUGGAUAUUAUGAUAAUCAAGAUGUAGCAUGGAAGACUUGUGAUGCAUAUAAGAAGCAAGAGGAGAUGAAAACGCUAAAGCAUGAAGCUCAUAUAUAUUCUAUUUUGAAAGAAUGUCAAGGUCGUGAUAUUCCACGUUUGUUCUACAACGGUUACAUUUAUGACGGAUAUCUUUUUGCAUUAGCGUUACAAUUAAUUGAGAGCGCCCAUCACGUUGAUCCGGAAAGACUCACUAAAGAGGAAAAAAAGUUAAUAGUCAAUCAGCUAAAGUCAAUACAUAAUUGUGGCGUCCUACACAAUGAUAUCUCAGAAAAAAAUAUUCUAUAUGAACCAAAGAGUCGCCAUUACUUUUUUAUUGAUUUUGGCUUGAGUGAGGUCGUGGGUAGUGAGUCGCCGAAAUUGCGCCAGGAAGAAAGAAGAUUAAAAAAAUUUUUAAAACUUUAAAUAUUUGGACGCAUAGGACUAUACCGCAUUAUCACACUAGAUGAAGAAUAAUUAUUAUUAUUGCAAGCUACAAUGUAUAUAUUACUUUCAUUUUAAAUCAUAAAAUGUAAUAAAUCAUAAAAUAAAUCAUAUAUUUUGCACAACUUAUUUCCCAAUACAUAUUUAUUAAAUAGGGAU